UUCAAGCCAGUUUUUGUUCCACAACUCUCUCUUUUAUUGCUCUAUUUUGUCCGCUGAGGGGUUUCUGUCUUGCGAAGAAAGAAAAGAAAGUGGAAAUGGCGGAAUCAUCAUCGUCUUCCUCAUCGGUAGCAGCCACUGCAAAAUCGGACGCAGAGAUUGAAGAGAUGCUGGAUCGUAUGCUUACUCGCCUCGCUCUCUGCGACGACUCCAAACUCCAGAUUUUACUUUCCAAGCUUCUCCCAUUUACCAUCUCCUCGCUUUCCUCUCAGUCCUCUACUGUCCGCAACAAGGUUCUUGAGAUAUUGAGUCAUGUGAACAAGAGAGUAAAACCUCAGCCUGAGAUUGGUUUACCAUUGUCUGAGUUAUGGAAUAUGUAUUCAGAAGUUAAUGCUACUCCAAUGGUCCGGAAUUUUUGCAUUGUCUAUAUUGAGAUGGCAUUCGAGCGUGCACCAGUAGAGGAAAAAGAAAAUUUGGCACCCAUGCUUCUGGUGAAUGUUUCAAAGCUUCCCCAUCAGCACCAAGAGAUUCUCCUGAGAAUUGUUACUAAGGUUAUUGGUGAAUGUCACUCAAGUCAAGUUGAUGACAAAGUUGCUGCAAAGUACAGAAUUAUGAAGGAUUCUCAGGACAGGGAGUUGUUUAUUGAAUUUUGCCUUCAUACAAUUUUAUACCAACAAUCAUCUCAAAGUAGAGGAUGCCCACCUGGACUUUCCAUCGCUCAAACGAACCGUGUAAUAGGGAAACAGCCUUUGGUUAUUGAUAUACUUGUGAAGAGAAAGUUGGGAAUCUUGAAUGUUAUUGACUGUAUGGAGCUGGCCCCUGAGCUUGUUUAUACUUUAUAUGUGGCUGCCACAGUAGAUAGUCAAGAGCCUGUUGCAAAGAGAGGGGAGGAGCUUUUAAGGAAAAAGGCCACAGGUGCUAACUUAGAUGAUCCUGCCAUGAUAAACAGACUAUUUUUGCUCUUCAAUGGUACUGCCGGAUCUCAAAAUACUCUUCCUGAAUGUAGGGUCACCCCUGGGAAUCUUGCUUUGAAAACAAAGCUGAUGUCUAUUUUCUGUCGGUCUCUUACGGCGGCGAACAGUUUCCCAUCAACUCUGCAAUGUAUCUUUAGCUGCAUAUAUGGAAAUGAUACUACCUCAAGGUUGAAGCAGUUGGGAAUGGAAUUCACAGUCUGGGUAUUUAAACAUUCAAACAUCAAUCAGCUUAAACUUAUGGGCCCUGUGAUACUGAAUGCAAUUUUGAAGUCACUUGAUAAUCAUUCAAGUGUAGAGUCAGAUGCCACUGCUAGGGAUACAAAAACUUUUGCUUUUCAAGCUAUUGGAUUGCUUGCACAACGAAUGCCUCAACUUUUCAGAGACAAGAUUGACAUGGCUGUUCGUCUUUUUGAUGCUUUGAAAGCGGAGGCACAAUCUCUUCGUCUUAUUAUUCAGGAAGCGACCAAUUCCCUUUGUACUGCAUACAAGGGUGCACCAUCAACUGUGUUAAAGGAUCUGGAGACCAUUUUGCUUAAAUAUUCUCAGGAGGAACAAAGUGAAGUAAGAUUCUGUGCUGUGAGAUGGGCAACAUUUUUGUUUGAUAUGCAACAUUGCCCUAGUCGAUUUAUUUGUAUGCUUGGGGUGGCUGAUUUGAAAUUGGAUAUAAGGGAAAUGGCACUUGAAGGGCUUUUUCCUAAGGAAGAUGACAAGCAAAGCAGGGGUGAAAAAUCUGAUACGCUGUACCCAAAACUUGGAAUCAUUUUAGAUUAUAUUCUUAGCCAGUGUCCAAAGUUGUUAGACUCAACUGAGAUGAGGGACCAAAGGCUUGAAUUUCAUGCGAAAACAUAUGUGGUUAUGAUUAAAUUUUUAAUGAAGUGCUUUGAGUCAGAGGUGGAACAAAACAAAUCUGUAGAGAUAUCAUCUGCAUUUUGGUCCUCUGUGGAAAAAAUGUGUCUGUUGCUUGAACAUGCAAUGGCUUUUGAGGGCUCUAUUGAGUUGCAUGCUAAUGCAUCAAAGGCAUUGAUUGCAAUUUGUUCUUAUAUUCCUGAGAUGGUAGCUUCACGCUAUUCCCAAAAAAUUUCAUGGCUAAAGCAACUACUUAGUCAUGUGGACUUGGACACCCGUGAAUCAGCUGCACGUUUACUUGGAAUAGCUUCCUCUGCUCGUCCUAUAGCUGAUUCCUGUGAUCUAAUUUUUGAGCUAAUUGCCAUAGUUAGUCAAAUGCAGAAGUUAAGGUUUGAGACUCAGCAUGGAGCAUUAUUAGCAAUAGGAUUUGUCACUGCAGAUUGUAUGUCAAGAACACCUGCUAUUCCUGAGAUGUUGUUUCAGAAUAUACUCAAAUGUCUUGUUGAUGUUGUUAAUUCUGAGACUGCGACACUGGCUGCAGUUGCAAUGCAAGCACUAGGUCACAUUGCACUACGUAUUCCAUUGCCUUCACUUGUUGAUGAUUCUGGUUCAGUUGAUAUUUUGACUGUUUUACAAGAAAGGUUGAGCAAGCUACUUUCUGGUGAUGAUAUUAAAGCAGUUCAGAAAAUCGUUAUAUCCAUUGGACAUAUUUGUGUCAACGAAACAUCACCUUCACGUCUAAAUACUGCCCUUGAUUUGAUUUUCAGUCUUUCUCGAUCUAAGGUUGAGGAUAUCCUUUUCGCUACUGGAGAGGCUCUGUCAUUCUUGUGGGGAGGUGUUCCUGUGACUGCUGAUGUGAUUCUCAAGACAAAUUAUAGUACACUUUCUAUGGCUUCCAAUUUUCUUAUGGGAGAUGUAAGCUUGUCCAUGUCAAAAUAUACUGCUAAUGGGAACAGUGCAGCUGAUGAAGAAUACCAUGCCAUGGUUAGAGAAACUAUUACCAGAAAGCUUUUUAAGGAUCUUUUAUAUAGCACCAGGAAAGAAGAGCGCUGUGCUGGGACUGUCUGGCUAUUAUCAAUUACAAUGUAUUGUGGCCAUCAUGCAUCCAUCCAGAAAAUGCUUCCAGAAAUUCAGGAAGCUUUCUCAAACCUACUUGGAGAACAGAAUGAACUUACACAAGAAUUAGCCUCCCAAGGCAUGAGUAUUGUAUAUGAACUGGGUGAUACAUCAAUGAAGAAGAACUUAGUAAAUGCACUUGUAAACACUCUUACUGGUUCAGGGAAAAGGAAAAGAGAAGUCAAGCUCGUUGAAGACUCAGAAGUGUUUCAAGAAGGAGCUAUUGGAAAAGGUCUUGAUGGAGGGAAGCUUACCACUUAUAAGGAGCUUUGCAGCUUAGCAAAUGAGAUGGGACAGCCAGAUCUAAUUUAUAAGUUUAUGGAUCUGGCUAACCAUCAAGCUUCUUUAAAUUCAAAAAGGGGUGCUGCCUUUGGGUUUUCUAAGAUAGCGAGGCUAGCGGGGGAUGCUCUUAAGCCACAUUUAUGUUUGUUAAUCCCAAGGCUUGUUCGUUAUCAAUAUGAUCCUGAUAAAAACGUGCAGGAUGCAAUGUCACACAUAUGGAAGUCGCUGGUGGAAGACUCGAAGAAAGCCAUUGAUGAAUACUUUGACCUGAUUGUUGAUGAUUUACUAAUACAAUGUGGAUCUAGGCUUUGGCGUUCCCGUGAGGCAUCCUGUCUUGCUCUUGCUGAUAUAAUUCAAGGGCGGAAGUUUAGUCAGGUUGGGAAGCAUAUGAAAAGAUUAUGGUCAGCAGCAUUCCGGGCCAUGGAUGACAUAAAAGAAACAGUUCGAAUUUCUGGUGAAAAAUUAUGCCGUGCUGUAACUUCAUUGACAAUGAGGAUAUGUGAUAUUUCCCUGACUGAUGCCUCAGAUGCUAGCCAAGCAAUGGAUGUUGUUCUGCCUUUUCUGCUUGCAGAAGGCAUAUUAAGUAAAGUUGACAGUAUCCGCAAGGCAUCUAUUGGCGUUGUUAUGAAGCUUGCGAAGGGUGCAGGAAUUGCACUUCGUCCACACUUGUCAGAUUUAGUUUGUUGCAUGCUUGAGAGUUUAUCAAGCCUUGAAGACCAAGGGCUUAAUUACGUUGAGUUGCAUGCAGCUAAUGUAGGAAUACAGACAGACAAGCUUGAAAAUUUGAGAAUUUCAAUUUCGAAAGGCUCGCCAAUGUGGGAAACUCUUGAUCUCUGCAUAAAAGUUCUGGAUACUGAAUCAUUAGACCCAUUAAUACCUCGUCUUGCUCAGUUGAUCCGAUCUGGAGUAGGUCUUAACACUAGGGUUGGUGUUGCCAACUUUAUUACGCUGCUCGUUCAAAAGGUUGUGCUUGAUAUCAAACCAUAUACAAGCAUGCUAUUGAAGUUGUUGUUUCCAGUAGUUAAGGAGGAGAAAAGUGCUACAGCCAAGCGUGCCUUUGCUAGUGCUUGUGCUAUCGUUUUGAAGUAUGCUGCACCACCUCAGGUGGAGAAGUUAAUUGAAGACUCAGCAGCUUUGCAUACUGGUGACAAGAAUGCUCAAAUUACAUGUGCGGUUCUAUUAAAAAGCUUUUCAUCCACAGCCUCAGAUGUUGUGAGCGGUUAUCAUGCAGCAAUUAUUCCGGUUAUUUUUCUCUCAAGAUUUGAGGAUGACAAGUAUGUCUCUGGCCUGUUCGAGGAGUUGUGGGAGGAGCAUACAAGCAGUGAACGGGUAGCCCUCCAGUUGUACUUAGGGGAGAUUGUCUCUCUUAUAUGUGAGAGUAUUACAUCUUCAUCAUGGUCAAGCAAGAAAAAGUCUGGACAAGCAAUAAGCAAGCUUAGCGAAGUUUUGGGUGAAUCCCUGGCCUCUUACCAUCAUGUUCUCCUUCAGUCUCUUAUGAAUGAAAUUCCUGGUCGUUUGUGGGAGGGCAAGGAUGCUCUUUUGUAUGCAAUCGGUGCUAUUUCCAAGUCUUGCCACACAGCAAUCUCUGCUGAUAAUCCUUCCACUCCAAAUGCCCUUUUGUCUUUGGUAUUGACUGCAUGUACCAAAAAAGUGAAAAAAUACCGUGAAGCAGCUUUUUCAUGUCUUGAACAAGUUAUAAAAGCCUUUGGUAAUCCGGAGUUCUUUAACUUGGUUUUUCCAUUUUUAUUUGAAAUGUGCAAUUCGGCUGCUCUCUCUAAGUCUAGGAAAGCAAGUUUGGGAAGUGACUCUACUAAAGCAGAAUUAGAUGAUACAGAAGAGAUUUCAAUUCCACAUGAAAAAAUUUUGGACUGCCUGACUACUUGCAUCCUUGUAGCACACAUAAACGAUAUUGUAGAACAGCAAGAGAAACUAAUGCAUCUCUUAGUUACUUCCUUGUCACCUUGGUUUCCUUGGACAGUCAAAAUAUCAGCAUUUUCAUCAAUCAAAGAACUCUGCUCAAGGCUGCACGAUGUAUUGGUUGAUUCCGAGAAAAAGGCUGCACAUGCUAAACUGGCCUCUGUAGUUCAGGAGUUGUUUCAAUCAGUAUCGCCUAAAGUUGUCGAAUGUAUUAGCACUGUGAAGAUUUCUCAGGUUCAUAUCAAUGCUUCAGAGUGUCUUGUAGAGAUCAUUAAGCUAUGUGGUGACCUUCAAUCAGUAUGCUGGGCAAACAAUGAAUUUAGGGAAGAGCUUCGUCGUGUGCAUGAGAUGGAGAAAAAUGAUGCGGCAAAAUCCUUGCUAAAGAAAUGCAUUGAGAUCCUUGAAAGUCUGAGGCAUAAUGCUGUCCAAGACACCUGAACUCUAGUACAGCAACACUAAUGCUCGGAUAGAAACAGGAAGCCUUUUGUAAGAUUAUAUUAUUAUUUUUAAUACUAUAUCAUUCUUCCAUAAUUUUCAUUUAGCUAAAUUUGAAACCUCAAAUCACUUCCAUUUAUUUUACACAUCUGCAGAGGGAAUUCUAACAACUACUCAUAGAAAGCAAUAGCUUAUAUGAAGGAAAAAGACAUAUGCAUUAUAUUGAAUUUGUAAUUUGUUCUAUGGUUGUAUAUAAGCCAAUUUAAGUUUUUAAUGUUAACAUUUAUUUCUUUA
Messenger RNA from Ziziphus jujuba (common jujube), 5861 nucleotides. RefSeq lists its product as uncharacterized. Gene Ontology annotation, molecular function: molecular adaptor activity. Lineage: Eukaryota; Viridiplantae; Streptophyta; Magnoliopsida; Rosales; Rhamnaceae. Gene Ontology annotation, cellular component: cytoplasm; nucleus. The transcript has 35 exons. The record is from RefSeq and is a predicted model, not a curated record. Gene Ontology annotation, biological process: proteasome assembly. Bases 96 to 5570 code for a protein of 1824 amino acids.